AUGGCGUCAAUGCCACUCCAACUGAUAUCGGAUGUCGGUGAAAAACCAUCGACAACAAAUCUGCUUGAUGAAAAUGAUUCAUCAUUACAAAUGACUGCUAGAAGCGAACCGAUUUAUGAUCAGUCAGUUAAUAACAUGUCACCUAUGUAUCAAAAUGAUAAUCUAUCUCAGCAUAAUCUUGUAUAUGACUUAUUGCCGAAACCAAAUGAUGGUAUUCCAAUUCCACGUUUUCCACCUCAUAUCGCUGCUUUUCUGAAUGGUAAUGGUGACGCAAAUCAAUUAAAUGCUCUUGUACAAGCACUAUAUCAAGAAAUUGUUAAAUAUGAGCUUUAUCCAAAUGCAGAUGAACUUCGUUCAAUAGUAAGUCGUCUAGUUGAUCGCCAUCCACAUUGUGUAUCAGUUAUUGGUAGUAUUGAAUUAUUAGUUCGAAAAUUAUAUUAUAAAUUUUGUAACGAAAGAAAAAAAUACCCAAUUGAAUUAAAGCGACGACAACCGAAUAAAAGAAAACGUCUUCUACGUGACGAUGAUUUAUCAAUUAUGAAUAAUCAACAGAUUUUCUUAGGCUGUCACGCAAAUGUGUCAAAUGAGCUUCACAAUGCAUCAUUAGAUCGUCUCAUGAAUUUGUGGACAGCAGUAACGCCAACAAAUGAUUACAAAGAUUUAAGUCAACAGCAGUCACCACAAUCAGGUUCAUCGUCUAAUCUGUCGUCUCCGAUUUCAAAUAAUUUAGAAUCAACAGAAGAAUUAAAAAAAUAUCUUCCAAUAAAUUUAUCAAUAUCGACAAAUAAUAAUAAUAAUCUUACGUGUACUGAAUGA
Messenger RNA from Rotaria socialis, 816 nucleotides. The record is from the annotation of a GenBank genome assembly. NCBI's taxonomy places the organism in Eukaryota, Metazoa, Rotifera, Eurotatoria, Philodinida, Philodinidae.